Molecule: messenger RNA, 4517 nt
Organism: Xiphophorus maculatus (southern platyfish)
Lineage: Eukaryota; Metazoa; Chordata; Actinopteri; Cyprinodontiformes; Poeciliidae
Product: zinc finger protein RFP-like
Exons: 10
Coding region: 1451-3268 (605 amino acids)
Molecular function (GO): zinc ion binding; protein binding
Source: RefSeq, a predicted model, not a curated record
UGGAAAUUAUUGUGCUCAUUUUAAUGUAUCAUGCGAUUAAUUAAUUUUUUGCUUAUUGCGACAGGCCUCAGUGUAGUGUUCAUGGUUGUUUUAUCAUUUGAAGUGGAAAUCUGUGAUUCUAUAAUUAGAUUUAUGUAAUUCAGAAAGUCACACCUGGGCACCAGGAGUUUGUGCGUGUGACUGCGAGACUUUUUUUAGGAUCUCAGGCAUCUGAUAGCUGACUAACCAGUGACGUUGUUGACAUCAACGACUGCAAAUGUUAUCAGACUGAGACUAAAAUAGCCUGCAUGAUGUCACAAAGACACAAGUUUAAAAGACGACAGCAAAGGAGUAUAAUGAGGCUGCAGAUUAGAGCAAAAAUGUCUGAAACUUUCUGAUGUUGCUCUUCUCCAUCAUUUCACUCUGUUUUAUACCAUCCAAAACAUCCAGACGUCAGCUUGGCCAAAAUGUUUUGUUGGCAGUGAAAGCAGGAAAUAAUGAACUGAAGCAGUUUUGUAAUAUGACAGAAUUAGACUUCCUUAUGAAGUUAGGGAGAAGGUUUAAGCAGUCGGACUGAAAAAGUCAUUCCAAAGACGUUUCCUGAGUUACAGUGCACUGUAAAAGUUUGCCCAAUUACAGAUUUCUUCAAUCUACCCACUGCCUACGUUGGUCUACACAUGCAGAGAGGCCAUUAACUAACAUGCGAAAAACCCGGAGAAAAACAACACACCCGCAGGGAGACCUAAAGUCAAACUCAGAACCUGAUUGCUGUGCAAAAACCUGUCCAACCUUGCAGCCUUUAACUACAACCCAUAAAAACUGUUUAUAUCAGACAAAGAAAGAGACAGAGAAAAUACAAAAUAAAUUUAAAAUGAUGAUUUAUAACGAAAAAAGCAAAAAACCAUGGGAGCACUGGGAGCCAGAGAACAAAAAACAUCAGGAAUAAACAAAGGCAAAAGGAGCAAAAUGGGAUUAAACAGGAGAAACCAGUGAGGAGGAAUGAGAAAAGGGGAGCAAAGUACUGAGAUUAACUAACAGGUUGCAGGUGUGAGGGGAGAGAGAGAGACAGUGGCACAGGGGGCGAGGGAGAGUAAACGGGAACAGGAAAUGGAUCUAAGAGCAACAAGGAAUAACUAGAAACAAGGAAGAAAUAAACAAAAUAAACUAAAACAAACUGAACAAAGUCGAUCUAUUCAAAGAAAGAGACUAAGAAACACAGAAUAAUAAUAAUAAUAAUUAUUAGUAUUAUUAUUAUUAUUAUUAUUAUUAUAAUAAAGUAGAAUCAAAACAACUUAAAACAGCUCAGGAUCUGAUAUUAUCACCUGGUGAUAUUGUAAUGUAGAGCUGAGCAUCACCUGCGUAGCUAUGGUAGCUAAUCUUAUUGCUUAUUGUCUGAGAUAGUGGAAGGGUCCUAGGAUUGAACCCAGAGGUACCCCACAUGUGAAAUACGUUUAAAUGAUUCAUCCUGUUUAUGUUUGCUUGUUUAGUCUUUCCAUCUAAUCAUAGUGUCUUUUAUUCAGGAAGAGCAGCCAUGGCUCUUCCCGCUGCCUUUCUCUCGGAAGAACAGUUCACCUGCUCAAUAUGUCUGGAGAUGUUCAAGAACCCAGUCUCCACCCCGUGUGGCCACAGCUUCUGCCAGUCCUGCCUCUCUACCUACUGGGACGGCAGAGGAAGAGGGCAGGCUGCAAAGGCUUACCAGUGUCCGCUGUGCAAAGAGUCCUUCAGCAACCGGCCAGAGCUCCAGAUAAACCGAACCUUGAGGGAAAUCACCGAACAGUUCAAGCAGAUGUCACAGUCUGACGGGGGAGCCGGAGGAGGAGGGGAACAUCUCGGCUUGAGGGCCCAACAAUCAGGCCCGUCUCCACCAGCGAGACCGGGGGAGAUGCCAGAACGUCUCCUGGUAGAAAUGAUGGCACGUUUCCAGGGGCUGACGCCGCCGUCGCCUCACCAGGGCUUCCAGACGCAGAACAACCACGACCCGCCGCCACCCUACUCCCCCUCUCUCAGGCACGGCGCCGCUCAGAGUCUCCCUGAUGUCCAACCCAACCUGCCGCUGUGUCCCAUCCACAUGAGAGGCCUGGAGUUCUUCUGCCGCACUGACAACAUGUGUGUGUGCAGUGUGUGUGUGGAGAUGGCAGACCACCGAGGUCACAGCGUCGCCCCUGCUCAAAGAGAGUGGCACAUUAAGAAGUCGCAGUUAGGACUCCAUGAGAUGGAGUUGAAAGAGCUCAUCUGCGCGAGAGAGAGGAAAGUGGAAGAAAUACGCAACUCCAUUCGGGAAAUAAAGGCUGCGGCGGAGAUGGAGACAGAUGGAGUUGUUUGUGCUUUGACGAAGCUAAUCUCUACAGUGGAGCAUUGCCAAUCCAGAAUCUUGGAGGUGAUAGAGAUGACUGUCACAACAGCAGAGAGCAGAGCUCGGAGUUUGCUGAAAGAGCUGGAGGAGGAGAUCGCUGCCCUGAAGAAGAGGAGCGCAACUCUGGGCCAGCUGGCUGUUUCUGAAGAUUAUGUGCUGUUUUUUAAGACAUUUCCUGCCUUGUCCUCGCCCCCACAGGCGAAGGACUGGUCCAACGUCUCCGUGUCGUCUCAGUCCACCUCUGAAGGGAUUCUCAGGACCAUCAGUAAGAUGGUGGAGCGACUCCAGCUGGACCUGCAGAACCUGCCAGAAGCCCGCCAACAACAACCGUCACCAGCUCCGCCGCUCCCUCGGCCAAUCCCGAGAAUAAGAAGAAUUCAGGAAUUAUCAGAGGACAUCACCCUGGACCCCAGCACAGCUCACCCGCGCCUCAUCAUCUCAGCGGAUGGAAAGCAGGUCCAGUGCGGCGACCGCCAUCAGCUGGUCCCAGACAACCCAGAGCGGUUUGACCGCGUGGUGUGUGUGAUGGCCCAUCAGGGAUUCACCUCAGGACGCCAUUACUGGGAGGUGGAUGUCAGCAGUAAAACCGACUGGGACCUGGGAGUAGCCAGCCGGUCCGUCAUUAGAAAGGGUAAAAUCCCAGUGAGCCCCGCCCACGGCUACUGGUUCCUCAGCCUGCGGGAUCGGACCGACUACGCCUUCAGAACGGAUCCGGCCACCAGCCUGACAGUCGCCACCAGACCGUCGCGGGUCGGCGUCUAUAUAGACUGUGAUAAAGGACUGUUGUCCUUCUACAACGUGGAGACCAAGCUGAUCAUCUUUACUUACACAGACAGUUUUAAAGACACCAUCCAUCCGUUCUUCAGCCCCUGCACCAACAAAUCAGGGCAGAACGCGGCUCCUUUAGUAAUCUGUCCUACUGCAGUGACAGAAUGAAUGAGCCAGUGUUCAUAAUCUUCACUUAUGUUGAAUACCAGAGCUCAUUGUAAAUGUUUCUAUUGCAGAAAUCUGAAUUUUACUUCGUUUUUAGUGAAUGCUGAAAGAAAUAUUCAACCUUAAAGAGUGUGAGAAAGUCAAAAUGACUUCAGAUUGUAUGUAAAGAUUAAAAAACUACUGGCAGCUGCUGUCAGUUUGUUUUUACCGUUUCCUGAAAGGUGCGAUGCGAUUUAAUGGAUGUAACGUAGUAAUAUACUAUAGCUCUCAAACACCCCUGUUGAAAUAUUAGCAUUUUGUGUUGUAAAUAAAUCAUUUGAAAACAUAUUUCUCAAAAUAAUGUGAUUUUUUUAUACUGAACAAUUCAACUGCAAAUCAAACAAAUCUCUUACAAGGAAUAUCAGAGUUAAAGAAAAAACUAUAAUAAACUGGUUCACUUUCUAUUUACAUGCUUAAAAUUGUACUUUAAAUAUGUUUUGCUUUAAUCAUAAUUCUAUUUCAGCUUUGACUUAUUGAAAAUGUUUUUUAUCCAAAGUGAAGUCACCAUUACUCCCUUUGUUUGUCCGAAGCUGGUUCCAAAGUGUCCAGCAGGUGGCACUGUGGUUUCUUAUUUGUAAGAGUUAAGCCGCAUAUACUGUAUGUGCCUUUAUAUCUGCGCAACAGCCGUUGGUCCCGAUCUGAAGCUGUAAAGAUAACAGCAAAAAACUUCAUAACUUGGUAAGAUGACCUAGGAAUAAUCUAUAGUGUUGGUAGACAAAAACUAACAUAUAUGUAUAUAUAUACGUAUAUAAAUGAAUCUUGGUUAAAUCCCACUGAAUUCGGACGAAACAGCGCCAUCUGCUGUCGCUGGUUGUACCUGAACUAGCAGGACUUCUCAAGACGAGCUAAUGUGUUUGCGAAUGACUGUAGACAAAAUAUAAUAUUUGAGUCAUGGUACAGUUAACAGCUAGCUAUAUUAUGUUGUGUAUUAUGCUCCUUGUUUUGUUUUCGCCAUGUUUUGCUGGUAGUUACAGUUGAAUUUUAUUGUAUUUUGUUCGACUUUAUGUUAACGUGUUCAGCUAAGCUAGAAGCUAACUGUAUUGCGGUUUUCCAGGUAAAACUGAUCUCCUGCACAAUUUCGCUAAUCUAUCCACAACUGCUGUGAUAUUUUUCACAGGUACGUUACUGUGUACAAUUUGGAAAUGUUGUGAAAAUGUUCUGAUAACUUUUAUAGUUUUAUAAUUUUAUUGUUCACAUGUUUGUUGUACAAUAU